AAUGCGUAAAACAGCUUACGCAAUUAGUUUGGCAUUAAUAAGUUACCUAAUUGUCAUUUGAAUCGAAAGCUAACAAGUCCAACGUUCCGCGAUACGAAUUAGUUACCAAAGCGCUGACGCCGGGAUCGCACAGAUAAUCGCCAUGUUUUCCCAGAUAUGGGACUUUAUGAGGACACCCUCGGAGGAUGUGAAACUGCCGCUCUUGGGCAGCCACUGGCCUAUCCUGACCAUUAUAGGCACAUACUUGUUACUUGUGAAAGUGAUUGGCCCGAAGUUUAUGGAGAAUCGAGAGCCAUUCGAUCUUCGCGCUGUGAUCAAAGUUUACAACAAAAUGCAAAUCGUGUACAAUCUCCUCAUGUUCGUAUUUACCAUCCACUUUAUGUUUGGCCCAGGAAACUUUGAUUUACGGUGCAUCCGGAACUUGCCCAUGGAUCAUGAGUACAAGAACUGGGAGCGCAUCCUGUGCUACUCAUACUUUGUGAAUAAAUUCAUAGACAUGCUGGAGACGUUCUUCUUCAUCCUGCGAAAGAAGGAUCGCCAGAUAUCCUUCCUGCACGUCUUCCACCACGUCUACAUGAUGUACAUACCCUUUUUUUAUAUACACUAUAUAGGCUAUGGGGGCCACGGCCUCUUCGUUGUCUUCUGGAAUAUGCUCGUGCACAGCAUUAUGUACAUAUACUAUUACCAGUCAUCCCUCAAUCGGAAUUCAAAGGCUGUUCUUUGGUGGAAGAAGUACAUGACCACCAUCCAGUUGAUCCAGUUCGUUAUCGUCCUGUUGCACAGUAUCUAUACCCUCUUUCAGCCCGACUGUGAAAUCGCCAAACUCUCAUCGGUUUUGUGCGCAAUUUUUGCCGUUGUAUUCCUUAUAUUAUUUAUUAACUUUUACAUUAGCACUUAUAUUCUUCCAAAACAGAAGAAGAGAUUAGAAUAGAGGCAUGGCAAGUACAAAAAAAUUCGUAGAUAAUGAAUACGAAUAAAUUAUGAAUAAAUAAAGUUCAGAUCUUAUUAUGUUAUGAUUUCCGAAUAAUAA
This is a messenger RNA of Drosophila serrata, 1030 nucleotides long. Its product is annotated as very long chain fatty acid elongase F. The record is from RefSeq and is a predicted model, not a curated record. Gene Ontology annotation, molecular function: fatty acid elongase activity. NCBI's taxonomy places the organism in Eukaryota, Metazoa, Arthropoda, Insecta, Diptera, Drosophilidae. Gene Ontology annotation, biological process: fatty acid elongation, polyunsaturated fatty acid; fatty acid elongation, monounsaturated fatty acid; very long-chain fatty acid biosynthetic process. Gene Ontology annotation, cellular component: endoplasmic reticulum membrane.